AUUAGGGAACAAGAGUUUUACAAGACCGUAGUAAAGAAGAAUACCAUUGCAGCUGCGGAAAGGAUAGGGGAGAGACUACCAUACCUGGAAGGAGGUUGGAGUUCAGACAAAACGCUAAAUCUUGGUUCCGGCGUUUUCCCGCAUGAGCACCAUUUAACAGAGUGAAGGGACUAUUUUUUGCACAAUGCGUGCCUUAUUAAGAUACUGCCGAAAACCGUUGCUAUCGCGGUGGCUGCAAAAUGCUGCGUCUGCAAAUUCCGUAGCGCGGGAAUAUUCUCGAAGAGCUGCCUCUGUGAACGAAGAUUUGCAAAAUGUUCUCCAACGAAAAUCUCCUCUUCCAGAGACACAGAAGUUCUCGGAUGGCGUAGCCCAGCUGAUUAAUGCAUACCGGGAACAUGGGCAUAAACUGGCAUCCGUGGAUCCCCUUGGUCUUUGGCAGCCUGUCAGGGAGGUGCCUGAACUGCAUCCUGCGAUGUACGGAUUCUCUGGAUUUAAGGACGAAAUUUCCGUCGGCGGGUUUCUCGGUUUGUCCGAGUUUUCAUCUGUGGGCGAAUUGGUUGCCGCAUUGCAGAAUGUUUACUGUUCGACGAUAUCUGCCGAAUUUCAACAUGUGCAGACACUUGAAGAGCGAAUUUGGUUUGCGGAGAAUUUUGAACGAAUUCAUAAACAGAAUGUGCCCGUCCAGGCGAAAAAGGAUAUCGCAAAACUUUUAGCGCAGACUCAGGCAUUCGACAAUUUUUUGGCCAACAAAUUUCCAACAUUAAAAAGAUAUGGUGGAGAAGGAGCGGAAGGAAAUUUGAUAUUUGUGAACGAAAUAUUAAAGUCCGCAGCACAAGAUGGUUACAGUGAUGUGGUAAUCUGUAUGCCCCAUCGAGGACGUUUAAACGUUUUGGCGCUGAAUUUGAACUACGACCCCAGUUACAUGUUUUUAAAAAUUACCGGCAAGUCUGAAUUCCCUGAGGGUGUCGCGGGAUGCGGUGAUGUAUUAUCUCACCUGUUUACUUCUGUCGAUUUGGAUUUGGGACAAGGAAAGAAACUCCAUGUAAGCAUGAUCCCCAACCCUUCCCAUUUGGAGGCCAAUAAUCCUGUAGCGGUGGGGAAAGCCAGAGGGCGUCAGCAGAAGCAGAAGAGCGGGGAGUACAGACAAGACGACAGGGAAUCGAAUAAAGUUCUGUGUGUCCAGAUUCACGGCGAUGCUUCCUUUACGGGGCAGGGUAUCGUACCAGAAACUUUCGUUUUUGCCAAUCUGCCCUAUUACACGGUGGGAGGAAGUGUGCAUUUUAUAACCAAUAACCAGGUUGGAUUCACGACACCUGGAAGUAUUGGACGAUCCUCGAUUUAUGCCAGUGAUAUUGCAAAAAUGAAUUCUUGUCCGGUGAUCCAUGUAAAUGGAGACUGCCCCGAGGACGUCCUGCGCGCUACAAAACUCGCGUUUGAUUACAAGAAUAGAUUUGGGAAAGAUGUCGUGAUUGAUAUGAUAUGUUAUCGACUGCAUGGACACAAUGAAGUGGAUGAUCCCACUUUUACUCAACCGGUUAUGUAUAGCGCCAUACAGUCUCGCAAAAGCUUGCCAGACACAUACGCUGAAAAUCUUGCAAGAGAAGGAAUAAUUACUCCCGAAGAAAACAAGGCGUCGGCUGAGGAAUACACGAACUACCUGAGAGAAAAAUUUAGCAACCUUUCUAGUUUUAAGCCCGAGGCAUAUCACUUGCAAAGACAGUGGAGCGGGUUGGCGCAGGCCGGCAAAAUCAACACUUUGUGGGAUACGGGGUUUCCUGUGGAUGGUCUGAAAUUCGUGGGAGCCAAAUCAGUUGAAUUUCCCAGUGACUUUAACAUUCAUCCUCACCUUUUAAAAACACACGUCAAGGCUCGUUUGGAAAAGUUGAAAGAAGGAAAAGGAAUUGAUUGGGCAACAGCGGAAGCUAUGGCGCUUGGAUCUCUUCUGCUCCAAGGUUUUGAUGUACGAAUCAGCGGUCAAGAUGUUGGAAGAGGUACGUUCAGCCAUCGGCAUGCUCGUUUGACGGAUCAGAAAACCAAUCAAGGCUUUGUACCAUUAAAUCAUAUGGCAGACAACCAAAAAGCGCGUUAUGAGGUUGCUAACAGUGUUCUCUCGGAAGAAGCUGUACUGGGAUUCGAAUACGGCAUGAGCAUUGAAGACCCUAACCGUUUAGUUAUAUGGGAAGCACAGUUCGGAGACUUCUUCAAUGGUGCGCAAAUUAUCAUUGACACUUACGUUGCAACAGGCGAAACCAAAUGGUUACUACAAAGCGGCAUGGUUAUGCUGCUUCCUCAUGGAUACGAUGGCGCCGGUCCGGAACAUUCUUCCUGUCGCAUUGAACGAUUCUUGCAGCAGACCGACAGCUCAGAGACCAGUGUUGAUGGGGAUAAUGUGAAUUUCGGCUUCGUGAACGCCACCACUCCGGCUCAGUAUUUCCAUCUUCUACGGCGACAAAUGUUGCGUAACUUUCGGAAGCCAUUAGUCGUAGCCGCACCGAAAACCGUACUGAGGUUGGCCGCUGCCACAAGUCAGUUGAGCGAAAUGGCGCCCGGCACAUUUUUCUCCCCUGUAUUGCCUGACAGUGCUGUGGAUCCAUCAAAAGUAGACAAGGGUUUUGUAUCGGGCAAGCACUUCUAUGCUCUGGAUGCAGAAAGAAAAUCGAAGAAGCUAACAAAUGUAGCACUGAUUCGCGUGGAGGAAUUGUGUCCUUUUCCGGUGGAUAACUUAAGGACUGAAAUUAAAAAAUAUACAAAAACGAAAGAGUUUAUCUGGGCACAGGAGGAACCGAGGAAUAUGGGGGCGUGGACAUUUGUACAACCGAGGUUGCAGAAUUUGUUAGGAAUUAAUGCAAAAUAUGCCGGCAGACCGGUGUUUCCUUUACCUGCUGUUGGGAUUGGUCUUAUCCAUGAGCAGCAAGUGAAAGAAAUUCUACACCAGGUGUUCCAGUGACAAUGUUUCAAGACAACGAGUGAUUUUAGAAUUUGAAAUUUUAGUGCUAACAUAUUUGUUUUGCGGUGACGAAUGCUCUCUUGCCGUUUUGAAGUAUUUGAACUAACUUGCUCAAUACGAGUAGUUUUUAUUGUUAUAACCAGUUCGCUUUCCUUGCAAAAUCGCAAUAAAGCCUUCGUGGUA
Molecule: messenger RNA, 3130 nt
Organism: Paramacrobiotus metropolitanus
Lineage: Eukaryota; Metazoa; Tardigrada; Eutardigrada; Parachela; Macrobiotidae
Product: 2-oxoadipate dehydrogenase complex component E1-like
Biological process (GO): tricarboxylic acid cycle
Molecular function (GO): oxoglutarate dehydrogenase (succinyl-transferring) activity; thiamine pyrophosphate binding
Source: RefSeq, a predicted model, not a curated record